AUGAAUUCCCAAGUCUACUGCCUGCCCCAGAAUCUAGGCUGGAACGCCAUACCUUGUACAUCUGAUGCCCGGGCCGAGAGACGGGCAGAAGACUUGGACAAGCAAAGAAACCUGGCUGACAAGAAACCGUACUUCACAGUGCAGUUCCAUGGACCGCCUCCGAGCGAGGAGGCCACUAGAAGGUUCCAGAAGCAGUAUCCCAGGCUUGCGAACAAAACUACAGCCACUGACCAGGAGGCCGUUAACGCCAUCUACACCACUGAGUACGCAUUCAAAUACGGGCCUGAAUUUUUGCCAAGAUAUUACAAGCUGACUCCGCCGGUAGUCCACGAAUGUCUGGCAGAUCCGCUACUCAAACAACGCCGGGUGCACCCUCCCUUCUCCAGCGUCAGACCUCCCUCGUACAACGUCUACGAUCCUCACCGAGGCGCCCACGAGUGGCGGGAGCUCAUCCCCAAGCCAGGCAUGUACAUCUGGCAACCGCUUGAGAAGAUCCCCAUCUUGGGAAACCCUGGCCAGAGGUCAACCAUGCUUCCCGUCAG
Messenger RNA from Candidula unifasciata, 542 nucleotides. The record is from the annotation of a GenBank genome assembly. Lineage: Eukaryota; Metazoa; Mollusca; Gastropoda; Stylommatophora; Geomitridae.